CAUUCAUCAAGCCGCCAUCAUGGUUCUAAUGACUACUGAUUGUUUACCUCUUGAACUAACACAAGUCAUCUUUAGAUAUUUUUGGGGCCUUCUCCUCGUGUCUAUUGUGAAAAGUAUUCGUUUUCACCUCUCAAAGAAAUCAGCUCUUAUUGUCACAAAGUUUAAGCAACUUGGUCGUGUCUCUACGUUUCAUUUUCAAGCUAGCCUUCCUCGUCUGCCCCUACCCAAACUACGAGAAACUUGUCAGCAGUACCUAACAGCCCAGGAAGGCCUCCUUGAUAAAGAAGCAUUUGCUACUACGCAUAAACUAACUCAAGAAUUUUCAAGCAAGGGGUCAACAGGAUGGAGAUUGCAUGAGAGAUUAGUAAAGCAAGAUCAAGCUAACAGGCAUACUAACUUUACAGCUGAGUAUCUGAAAAAUAAAUACCUAAAGAGUCGUUCCUCCCUAAUACACACUAACCCAUUUGGGAUAGGAAAGCAAGAUACUCGAAAUCCUCCUCAAAAUGUAAAAGUAGCUCAAUUCCUUUGGACUGCUGUACAGUACUACAUCAUGCUCAGGGAUAAAGUGCUGGAGCCUCAAGUCUUUUGUUUAAAUGGUAAAAAGAAAGACAGAUUCUUCAAUUUAUUGAGGUUUUUACCGGAAUACAUAUCAUCAUAUGGAGCAUACAUGAUGAAUAUCAUACCAUUGGACAUGUCAAUCAUAUGUAACGCGUUCUGUAAAGCAAGGCUCCCAGGACACAAGAUUGACAGGAUAGUCGACUAUAAGGAGAGUAGUCAUGUUGUUAUAACCUCCAAUGGACACUUCUAUAGUCUUCGUGUCAUUGGAACAGAUGGAAAGUCAGUUGACCUGAAUACGAUAUUCACAGCUAUUGAGCACAUCAUGUCUGAUUCCGUGACUCCUCCUUCUUUCCCAGUUGGUUUCAUCACUGCCAUGGAGCGCAGUGAAUGCGCUAAAGCUCGGGAAGAACUGGCCGCCAUUGGUGACAAUGCUUCCCUCCUUAAGACUAUUGAUAGUUCAAUUCUUGUGUUGUGUGUUGACGAUAAAACUGAGAGCGAACUGGAAUUGGGGAAAAUAUUUCUUCAUAAUAAUGGAUACAACAGGUGGUUUGAUAAAACGCUCCAGCUGAUUGUCACUCGGGAUUGUCACUAUGGAUUCAAUUUUGAGCACUCCUCUCUCACAGGCGGAUCUCUUCUUCCUCUGUUUGACUACCUUUACACCAACUGCAUCAAAGCACCUUUUCCUGAAGCACUGGAGUCACUGGAUGAAACCCUCCAGCCAGUGAAACUAGAGUUCUCACUUUCGGAUAGCUUAAAGAGGUUGAUACAGAAAGGGAGGGAUGAUGCUGCCCAGAUUGCUGCUGGAUUAUUCUUUCAUAAUUUCAAUCACUUUUCGCUGAACAAAAGAUUCAUUAAAUCCAAAAGAAUGAGUAGCGAUGGCCUGAUCCAGCUCUCAUUCCAAAUUGCUUAUUAUCGUGAGCACAGAAAGCUCCCAUCACUUUCUGAGGCUUGCAGUACAGCUGCUUUUCUUCACGGACGUACGGAAACUGUACGACCAAUGUCAGUCCAUGCUCUUAAAGCAGUUCAAGCAAUGGAGCCUGGAUCAGGUGUUAGUGAUGAUGAAAAGAUAUCAUUAAUACGAAAUGCUGUCACAUUUAAUUCAGAUCUGAUCAAGAAAGGAGCAACUGGUAGAGGAUUUGAUAGGCACCUGUUUGCUUUAAAGUGUCUAGCAGAAUCAGAGGGACUUUCUCUUCCCUUCUUUAGUGACAAAGGUUAUCAGCACUUUAGUACCGUUGAUGUAGCUACGUCAGCUUAUCCAACCACAUCUGCUAACUUUGGAGGAUUUGCGCCUUUUAACUAUAACUCAUUUGGGAUUACUUAUUUCAUAUAUGAGGAGUUUAUAGGUAUUUAUAUUGUGAGUCACCCAACUCAUGAUGGUGCUAGAUAUAUUACCAAUCUACAGAAAGUUAUGGAUGAUCUUCAUGAGCUGCUAAAGAAAGAAGACAGCAGCUGCUGAAUGAACUGAGAGCUGCUAGUGUCAUUCAAUGUAUAUGCGAUCAUUAUACUAUUAUUGUACUUAUGUUAAAUAGUAAUGUUCUGUAUUUAUUAUCUGGUUUUUACUUUAAUUUAUUUGAAAUCUUUUUCAGCGACAA
Molecule: messenger RNA, 2150 nt
Organism: Amphimedon queenslandica
Lineage: Eukaryota; Metazoa; Porifera; Demospongiae; Haplosclerida; Niphatidae
Product: carnitine O-palmitoyltransferase 2, mitochondrial-like
Exons: 12
Coding region: 20-2014 (664 amino acids)
Biological process (GO): fatty acid beta-oxidation
Cellular component (GO): mitochondrion
Molecular function (GO): carnitine O-palmitoyltransferase activity
Source: RefSeq, a predicted model, not a curated record